AUGAUGUAACAGGAAGCUACUACACUGAAUAUCUUUCAGCCUGACAGCCGUAGUCAUUCACAAGCUGCGCGUCUCGCGCGCUCUUUCAUCUCGAGCUCUGAUAUUGUUACAUUGUUUCAUGCCAUCGUGACGUCGCGAAGCAAAGUAAUGACUGUUUGUGUUUUUAAAUUACAAGACUUGCGCGUUCGUUUUUACCAGAACAUCUCCAGAACACCUUGGAUUUAAUCCACAGAUCGAUCGUGGGUCGUUAGAAAUGCCAGUGAAGAUGACAGCUAGCUGCUGGGUGAUCUGUCUGUUUCUGCUGGGAUCGGUCACAGAGUUCAUUGUUCUAGCCAGUCCUGAGGUAAACGAAAGCCAGCAACAACAUCCUCAAAAUGUGUACCAUGACAUCAGUGUUACCAGGAACAAGAUUGUGACGGCACAGUUUGAGUGCUAUCAGAAGAUUGUGAAGGACAACAGUCAACACAAAAUAGCAGGCCCGGUGUGCAACAGGACCUGGGAUGGAUGGUUGUGUUGGGACGACACAGAGGCCGGCGUCACCUCUGAGCAGCACUGUCCUGACUAUUUCCAGGACUUUGACCCUACAGAAAUGGUAACCAAAACAUGUACAGAAAGUGGGCAGUGGUUCUUGCAUCCUGAGAGUAACCGCACAUGGACAAAUUUCACCAGAUGUAAUUUGCUCACUAAUGAAGGACGCAGGACCGCAAUGAAUUUGUUCUACUUGGCGCUAAUAGGUCAUGGGCUCUCUUUAACCUCUUUGUUCAUCUCGCUAGGCAUAUUCUUUCAUUUCAAGAGUUUGAGCUGCCAGAGAAUUACCCUGCACAAAAACCUUUUCUUGUCCUUUGUAUUAAACUCCAUCAUUACUAUCAUUUGGUUAACAACAGUGGCAAACAACCAAGAAGUGGUUCAGGAAAACCCAAUCAGCUGCAAAGUAUCCCAGUUUAUCCAUCUGUACACCUUUGGAUGCAACUACUUCUGGAUGCUUUGUGAAGGGAUUUACUUGCACACACUCAUUGUUGUGGCAGUUUUUGCUGAAAAACAGCACUUAAUGUGGUACUACCUUCUUGGAUGGGGUUUCCCACUUAUACCUGCUACAAUACAUGCAGUAGCCCGAAGUCAUUACUACAAUGAUAAUUGUUGGAUCAGCUCAAAUACUUCUCUGCUAUAUAUUAUUCAUGGCCCUAUCUGUGCAGCACUGCUGGUGAACUUGUUCUUUUUGCUAAACAUCGUACGAGUCCUCAUCACCAAACUGAAAGUGACGCAUCAAGCAGAGUCUAGUCUGUAUAUGAAAGCUGUCCGUGCCACGCUCAUUCUGGUUCCACUGCUGGGCAUCCAGUACGUUCUCCUCCCAUACACACCUGGGGGGCGCGCUUCUGCUGAAAUCUACGACUACAUCAUGCAUAUCCUAAUGCAUUAUCAGGGACUGUUGGUGGCCACAAUCUUCUGCUUUUUCAACGGAGAGGUCCAAGCGGUUUUGAGAAGGCACUGGAAUCAGUAUCGCAUACAGUUCGGAAGCAACAUCAUACAGUCUGAUGCUCUGAGGUCUGCGUCGUACACGGCGUCCUCCAUUACAGAGGUCCUGGGCUGUUACAGCAUCGACGGCAACACGGAACACUUGAAUGGCAAAAACUGCCAUGACAUUGAUAACAGCACCUUAAAACCAGAGAAUCCCUUUGACUGAUGUCACUGAAUGUGGCAGUAUGCCGCUUUAAAAAAUAAAUAAAUAAACUUGGAUAUAG
Messenger RNA from Carassius auratus (goldfish), 1739 nucleotides. Its product is annotated as calcitonin gene-related peptide type 1 receptor-like. The record is from RefSeq and is a predicted model, not a curated record. Gene Ontology annotation, molecular function: calcitonin receptor activity; calcitonin gene-related peptide receptor activity; adrenomedullin receptor activity. Gene Ontology annotation, biological process: cell surface receptor signaling pathway; angiogenesis; adenylate cyclase-activating G protein-coupled receptor signaling pathway. The transcript has 13 exons. Bases 254 to 1681 code for a protein of 475 amino acids. Gene Ontology annotation, cellular component: plasma membrane. Lineage: Eukaryota; Metazoa; Chordata; Actinopteri; Cypriniformes; Cyprinidae.